Messenger RNA from Erpetoichthys calabaricus (reedfish), 12242 nucleotides. RefSeq names its product ash1 (absent, small, or homeotic)-like (Drosophila) (gene ash1l). NCBI's taxonomy places the organism in Eukaryota, Metazoa, Chordata, Cladistia, Polypteriformes, Polypteridae. The record is from RefSeq and is a predicted model, not a curated record. Gene Ontology annotation, cellular component: nucleus. Gene Ontology annotation, molecular function: protein binding; DNA binding; histone methyltransferase activity.
GCUCGGCUCAACGAUGGCAGACACCAGCGGCGGCGGUUAGCAAUCGCGGUGAGAGCGAGUUCCAUUUCGGGGUAGCUCCUGUAAGCGCCGCCAUUUUGUUGCUCCGCUUUCAUGGAUUUUCGUUUAUUAUUUUUUUUAUCGGAGUACAAAAAAAAAAGCUCUACGAGAAGAAGCGCGCCUCGGGAUCCAUAGAGCCUCGGAUUGACUGCAAGCAGAAACGUACAAAAAUGCUGUUAUAAAUGCUGUAUUUUCGCUAGGGAGUAAAUCUGAAUGUGCCUGACAGUUUUCUGUUUUGCCUCCUUGAAUCUGGACUGAUAUCAUAUAGUUUUUAGUUUACAUUAUUAUUAUUAUUACUGCAUUAUUGUCAUUCCGAAGGACGCAUUCGCGGGGUGCGUAUGUACAACGCUGAGCGCGAACCUGGCGAAAUAAAAAUAUCUACGUGGAUUAUUUGGUUUGGACAACUAUAUAUUCUCAUCUUCGCAAAAUAUAUUUUUUACUUAUCUGGUAGACUCGGUUUCACACAGAAGCAAGGCAGCUCCAAACAUGUAAUGCGAAGAUCGAGAAUGAACACUGGGUGAGUUGUACCUGUUUGAUAGAACUGAUUCCUACAGCAAGCAAAAUAUUCUGAAAUUUCUUUGGAAUAAAAAUUUUCCGUCAGUGCUUCUUUUUCUGGAUUUCAUCACUUAAAUCAGCUGUUAAAGUUAGGAAUUGAUAUAGUCAUUUUCAGCCUUUCUAGAAGUGGGAGAAAACCCCCUCCUCCACAUGGAGCAAAGGAGUCCGGGGCAGCCCUGCCCUGAUCUGGAAGGAAAUUCAGGAAAGGGCCUGCUCCCAUCUCGAGAGGGGGAGGGGGAGAAGGAGGCAAGUAGUGGAAGCGGGGGUAAGGAGGAAGAAGAAGAUACUAAUGCAAAACAGGAUAGUACCGCUAGUAGUACUGGAGAUACUACAGGCACUCCUGGAGAACUUGUGAUUGAGGGAUUGAAAGAUGCAGGCACAUCUUCUUCUGAUGGUAGCUCAUCUGCUUUGUCAGAUCUACAAAAGCAGCAACAAUUUUCGGUCAAAGAGGCCAGCUUCUCUGAAGGCAGUGUAAAACUCAAAAUUGGUUUACAUGCAAAAAGGAUGAAAAAACCUCCCAAAAUUCUAGAGAAUUAUGUAUGUCGGCCUGCCAUCAAAACCUCUGGUCGUCAUUCUCGAGGAGGAAAGGCAUCUCGUGGGAAUGCAGGUCCUGGAGAGUUAAAGGAGAAGACAUGCCUAAAUAGUAACACCUCCCAGGCAGUAACUUCUUCUAUUUGCCCGACUUUGAGACGAGGUCAUCCACAGCUGGCAAGAAAGACUGAAACAAGUAAUUGUUUUGUAGCUGAGGAUUCCAAGAAUCUGUGUGGACAAGUGGAUAGUGGACCUCCAGGAUCAAACGACACCAUGUUGUCUCCAAAACAGUGUACUCCUCCUUCAGAGGCUGUAGCAAAUGCUUGUAUUCCAAAAGCAAUUAGUCCGUGCCUUGGAUUGUCCACAGAGGAAUCCCAGAAGGACCGAAAUUCUCUUAUGAAUGGCACUCCUACAGUAACAGAAAAGCUAGCACAGUUAAUUGCCACAUGCCCACCAUCUAAGUCUUCCAAGGUAAAGUCCCGCAAAUCACAAAUUAACAUAUUUCAGUCUUCACCUAUUGCUGUAUCAGGGAAUACAAAAGAUGCCAGCCUACCAAAAUUAGAGCCACUGACAGGUGCAGUGGAAAAUAGUGCUGACAGAGAAACUGUAGGUAUACAAAUUAAAAAUCGGGCCAACACAAAGCUCAGCAGGGAUAGUGUUCUUGAAAAAUUUUCAUCAAAAAAAGAAUCCCCAGCAGCUAUGAGCAAUUCUGAAUUGAGUUCUCCUGGAAAAUCAGAAUGUCAGAAGCAAGAAACAGCCUCAGCAGUUGAGAAUGUGCAAGAAAAUAGCAAGCAGCUUCAUACAUCUUACUGUCCUCCUUUGGGUUCUCCUGUUCAUAAACUGGGGACUUCAUACCCCGCUUCUGUUGAAAAUUUAAACAAAAAACCCCUAAAUGGUGAUGAAGGGUCACCCUUACCCCUAGCCUCAGUUACUCCUGCUCCAAACAGAGUUGCUAUGUCUCAUUCGCUAAUUUUAGGACCUGAGGUUUGUGAAAAAGAGAUCCCUUGUGAUCUCAGUGGCAAGCCAGCUUUCAGUGGUGCCAGCAACCCUGUUAAUCACACAACUCCUAGUUUGUGUGGAUCAGCCAAAAACAAAGAAGACAAUAGCUUGAAAGCUCUUCAUUCUGAGCGUUCAUGGCACAGUGAUACACAGUCAGCACUUUAUAAAAGAAUCCCAAAUGAGAAUGUAACUGCAGCAUCAUCAUCUUCUGAAAUGGGCGAAUCAUUAUCUAGGAUGGUCUCAACCUUGUGUCAUUCAAAAGUUCAGGUACAAGAGAAUGAUCUGGAGAAGCAACUUUUACUAUCAACUACUCCUUCCCCUUCAAAAUCUCCAAGUUUAAACUUCAUCCAGGAUUCCAAGCCCUUAAAGAAACGUAAAGGAAGACGUCCUCGGUGGACUAAGGUGUUGUCAAGGACUGUUGGCCAUCGCCUUCAAAAAGGAAUGGAAAGUAACUGUAUGGAAGGUAUAUCAAUUCGAAUGACAGAGUCUCAUUUAAAUAACUCUACAUCAAAAUUGCAUUCUUUACCACAGAGCCCAGCAGCAAUACCAAGAUUGCCCAAGCUUCGCAAAAUGCAGUACCUCCCUACUUUGCCCAUCCAGCUUGAUGAUACAGUAUCCAGAUCUGUCAACCGAAGUUCAAACCCAGGAUUAUCUCUUUGUACCCCAGUGCAUUCUUCAUCAGUUUAUAAGCCCAAGCGAGGCAGACCAAAAUCAAAGAUGCCACGUCUAGAAGUGCCCAUUCCAAGACAUACUCUCAAAAUCCCUCCUUCUAAAGUAUUUUCACUGAAAUCCAAGGAAGAGCAGGAUCCUCCUGUUCUUCAGCCGGAAGUAGAUUUACCUCCUAAGAACAGCAGAAAAAGUGAUUCAGUUUCUGUCACAAUCCCUAAGAAACGUGGACGACCCAAAAGGACACUUGGACCACCAACAUUGCCAGAGGAGAGGCAGCCUCCCACUCUGGCACCUGCGGAUGGCCUUACCAGGAAAGAAGAUUUAGACCCAAGAUUAAUAGAAUUUACUGCAAAUGAUAAGCAGCUAAAGAGUGUCAAGCAUUUCCAAGCACCAUUAAUGGAUAUUGUUGACAGUACACCUGAGACAGAGAAGAAAUUUAGUAAGAAAGGCAAUGGCCAGUUAAUGAAGACAAUAAUUAGAAAAAUUAAUAAAAUGAAAACUCUUAAAAGGAAAAGACUUUUAAAUCAGAUCCUCUGUGCUGGCACUACUUUAUCUGGUGUAGGAGGUGUUGUUAAAAGUGGCACUGCCAAUGCAGAGCUUGAAAGCAGGGGCGGUGUAACAACCCAAUCUCGUCUCAAUACGGCGGUUUCCUCCUUAGCUGCUACAUUUGGCUCCAAACUGGGUCAGCAGAUUAAUGUCAGUAAAAAAGGCACUAUCUAUAUGGGGAAACGUCGUGGCCGUAAACCUAAGGCAGCUAUAGAAGUAGCAACAUCUGAAGGACUUGUAAGUGGUGUAACAACAGGAGUUCUAAGUGUGGAAGUACCUGGACAGCCCUCAAACUCUCAAAAUGCAACUCAUUCUCACUUAUCAUCCUCUCUUUCCCAGCAGUCUGGUGGAUUAUCACCUGAGGUUAUAUCUUCCCCAGCUUGUUCUCAGACAUCUGGGACCAGUGGAGGUCAAAGUCCUGUGAGUAGUGAUGCAAGUUUUGUUGAACCUGGUACUUUGCCUAAUCUACACCUUCAUCAUCCUCGACAGUCUGGAGCAAUAGCCGCAGCACAAAUGUUAGCCUUAAAAAAGUCAUGCAAGGUUCACCAUCAUUACCACCAUUAUCAUCACUACCGUAAACUCUCACCUCCAUCCCUCUUGCCCAACUCUCCUUCUCAUUUAAGUGAACUCAAAGAGGCUACACCUUCACCAGUGAGUGAAUCUCAUAGUGAGGAGACUGUACCAAGUGACAGUGGCAUUGGCACAGAUAACAAUAGCACUUCAGAUCGUGCUGAGAAACUUGGAGGAGGAGGAAGUAGUGGAAAUGGUGGUGGGGGCAAUUCUGGUGUUAGAAGACGAAGGCAUUCUUUGCUGGAUCACCCUUCCCCAGCCCCAUCACCUCUUAGUCCUUUACCUGACAGUCAUUCACCAAUUUUGCCUAUGAGCCAUAAAGAAAAGCACAAACACAAGUGCAAGAGGAGAGUACAUGAGUAUACAAGCUACGAUAAGCUUAAACGUCAAAAACGGAAACGUAAAAAAAAAUAUUUGCAGCUGAGGUCAAGACAAGAUCCAGAUUUUCUUCUGGAGCUUGAAGAUUUAAUAAGGAGGCUAAGCGAAAUUCGUAUUGCUCAUCGAAUUGGAGGGAGUGCAAACCUCAGUUCUCCUGGUGUGGGAGGAACAGGGGUGGGAAGCACAGGUCUUCCUCAGCACUAUUUACCCAGAGACCUUCUUCCGACUAUUUUUCGUAUCAACUUCAGUGGAUUUUACUCGCCACAUCCUGCCUACCCAUGUGAUUCACUACACUAUGUCCGAAAACCAGAUAUGAAAAAAAAACGAGGCCGUCCACCUAAAAUUAGAGAUGCAAUGGCAGAGGUUCCUUUUAUGCAUGGGUUGGGGUUCCCUCUUUCUGGAACAGGGUUUUAUCACCCCCCAUAUGGCAUGCCUUAUUCUCCAACUGCUUUGACUGCUGCUCCUUUAGGGCUUGGCUACUACAGGGGGUAUCCUCCAGCUUUAUAUCCUCACCCACAUGGGCCUCCACCACAUUCUCCAUCCUUUCCAACCCCAUUACCUGCACCUCCUUCAUAUAUGCAUCAUACUGGUCAUUUUCUACUGAACCCACCUAAAUACCACAAAAAGAAACACAAGCUUCUGAGACAGGAUGGAUUCCUGAGCCCUGGACGUACACCCCUCCUAUCUGUAAGUGCUUAUCCUAGCAUGCCUCCUGAGAUUUCAUAUGGUUGGAUUCAUGAACAUAAGCACAAACACAGACACAAGCAUCAACAUAGAGAACAUAGGACCGAGCAACAGCAGGACUCUGGCAGAGCUGCAGUGCUUGAAUCCUUACGGCGGUACCGCUAUGGCAAGGAAUCUUCAGGAUCCAAUUCUUCUGAUAGAUAUAAGCAUAAGGACAAACAUCGUUGUCAUUCUGCAGCUUCCAGUAACUUGUAUUUAACUGGGAACGCAGGUGGUAGUGCCAGUUCCAUUAGUGCCAAAGGUCUUAUCUUAGGAUGUGACGAAACAUGGCUAAGGAGAGGGACAACUGCAGCUGAAAGUAGUAACAGUUCUCUUGGAAUUGGGAUAGACUGUGCCAACACUAGUGCAGAUGGUGCUAAUGGAGUUGGUCUCUGUUUAGCUGGAGGGUUUGCACCUCACAAUUCUGAAACUGAAGAUGAACAACAACACACAAAUUUAUUUACAACUGCAAUUGGCAGCUGUCGACAAGGCAAGGCAGCAACACCAGUACCCAUUAGGAAACGUGGACUGUCUACUUCUUCACCUUCAGAAAGUCGUUUUACUGCACUGGAUAAAGCACUAAGGAAAGACCGUCCAUCUUCCAGUGAGAGAACAGAACAGUCAGGUGCAAGUAUCCUAACUCGAGGAUUACGCUCUGGUACCACUGAAUUUGCAGAGGGCAUACUACAGCAUCAACAUCCACACUGUAUUGGUGAUUCUCAAGCAGCUAUUGAUAAAACAAUAGAUAUGGUUAUAGCUAAUGUUUCCACGCCUACAAACCAAGGUCUAGGAAGGCCGCCCAGCAGAGAAAGAGGAGGGGGUAGUAGACAAGAAAGCCCAUCUGCCCGACAGUCUUGCUACACAGAAUCUCAAAGAAGUCACUUAACUCACACAGAUUCUCAGCAAUCCUCUUCACCUUCUAGACUUAAUCGAACUUUUAUUGAAGCUGUCCGGCUUCAGCAGGUCCGUAAAGUUUGUAGCUAUGAUAAAAUACUUGCAACCAAGCGCAAUCUAGACCAUGUUAAUAAGAUUCUUAAAGCCAAGAAAUUACAAAGGCAAGCACGUACUGGUAACAAUAUAGUAAAGAGGCGCCCUGGAAGACCUCGAAAGCAUCCUCUUCUGGUUCAUGAGUCCUCAGAAUCCCAUUCAUCAUCAUCUCGACAACACCUUUCAAGAGAUGUUAUAAUCACUCCCUCAGUUCUACAAAUUUCUGCCCCAACGUUAGGUCACAGAGAGGACACUGUUUCUGAUGUGAUUGAAGCGGUUGUGCAGGGACAACACAGAAAAGGCAUGAAGAGAAGAAGGUGGGAAGAGGAGGGUCAUGAACUAGAAGAUAUCAGGAAAAAACUUCGUAGUCCAUCUCAGGAAGAUCUUCACUGUUUCCAUAGCAGCAUGGAAUCUCGGUCUGAAAGCCCAGUAUGCCUGGAGAACUAUGGGAAAUUACACCAGGAACCAGAUACAUCCACUUUACGUUCUGCAAGCCAACGAGAGAAAAGAACUGCCAGACCACCCAAAAAGAAGUAUCAGAAGGCAGGACUUUACUCGGAUGUUUACAAGACAGCUGACCCAAAGAGUCGACUUAUCCAAUUUAAGAAGGAGAAGCUGGAAUAUACUCCUGGUGAACAUGAUUAUGGCCUCUUUCCUGCACCAAUUCAUGUUGGAAAGUACCUUAGACAAAAAAGAAUAGACUUUCAGUUGCCAUAUGACAUCCUGUGGCAGUGGAAGCAUAACCAGUUGCAUAAAAAGCCAGAUGUUCCACUCUACAAAAAGAUCAGAUCAAAUGUGUAUGUGGAUGUAAAGCCUUUAUCCGGAUACGAGGCUACAACCUGCAACUGCAAAAAACCUGAAGAUAUCAAUGACAAGGGCUGCAUUGAUGACUGUCUCAAUAGAAUGAUAUUUGCUGAAUGUUCUCCAAACACUUGUCCAUGUGGAGAACAAUGUCACAACCAGCGCAUACAGCGGCAUGAAUGGGUGCAGUGUUUAGAGAGGUUUCGUGCAGAGGGUAAGGGUUGGGGUAUUCGUACCAAGGAACCAUUACGAUCAGGACAAUUCAUCAUUGAGUACUUGGGUGAAGUGGUCAGUGAACAGGAAUUCAGGAACCGUAUGAUCGAGCAGUAUCAUACCCACAAUGACCAUUACUGCCUCAAUCUGGACAGUGGCAUGGUGAUUGACAGCUAUAGAAUGGGCAAUGAAGCACGCUUCAUCAACCAUAGCUGCAACCCCAACUGUGAGAUGCAGAAAUGGUCUGUCAAUGGUGUAUACCGAAUUGGUUUGUUUGCACUUAAAGACAUGCAGUCUGGAACUGAACUUACCUAUGAUUACAACUUCCAUUCCUUUAAUAUGGAGAAACAGCAAUUAUGUAAGUGUGGAUCAGAGCACUGCCGUGGCAUUAUUGGAGGCAAAAGUCAACGUGUCAAUGGGCUUCCCAGUAAAAUUUCUUCACCAGGAGGUAAUCACAGACGACCUGGCCGCUUAAAGGAGAAACGCAAGUCCAAGCACAGAUUGAAGAAGCAGCGAGGUCAGAUAAUUGAAGAACAACCCAGUGACAAUGGAAAUCCCAACAAGUUCUCACCUCACACUCAGAUGAAACCAAUGUCCAACAGAGAAAGAAACUUUGUUCUAAAACACCACGUAUUCCUUUUACGCAACUGGGAGCAGAUUCGUCAAAAGCAGGAAGAAGCAAAACAUGCCAAGGACAACUGUGAUUCUACUUCGCUUUCCCUUUACACACGCUGGAAUGGCAUGAUCCGUGAUGAUGGCAACAUCAAAUCUGAUGUGUUCAUGACUCAGUUUGCAGCACUGCAAACAUCUCGUUCAGUGCGGACACGACGUUUAGCCGCUGCAGAAGAAAAUAUUGAGGUGGCAAGAACUGCACGUCUUGCUCAAAUUUUCAAAGAAAUAUGUGACAUGAUUAUCUCCUACAAAGAUUCUACAAACCAGACUCUUGCAACUCCAUUACUAACUCUACCUUCUAGAAAAAAGAACAUGGACUAUUAUGAAAAGAUCACAGACCCCUUGGACUUGGUGACAAUUGAGAAGCAAAUACUAACAGGAUACUACAAGACAGUAGAGGCCUUUGACACGGACAUGCUGAAAGUGUUUAGGAAUGCAGAGAAAUACUAUGGACGGAAAUCCCCCACAGGAAGAGAUGUGUGCCGGCUACGCAAGGCCUACUACAGUGCACGUCAUGAAGCUGCAGUGCAAAUUGAUGAAAUUGUUGGUGAGACUGGAAGUGAGGCCGACAGCAGUGAAACAUCUAUUUGCGAUAAGGAUGGUGGUGGUCAUGACAAGGAUGAUGAUGUUAUUCGCUGCAUCUGUGGCAUGUAUAAAGAUGAAGGACUCAUGAUCCAAUGUGAAAAAUGCAUGGUGUGGCAGCACUGUGACUGUAUGGGAGUGAAUGCCGACGUUGAGCACUACUUGUGUGAGCAGUGUGACCCACGGCCUGUAGACAAGGAGGUUCCUAUGAUUCCUCAGCCCAGCUAUGCUCAGUCAGGUUUCAUUUACUACAUCUGCCUUUUGCGGGACGAACUCUUGCUUCACCAGGGUGAUUGUGUGUACUUGAUGAGAGACAGCCGUCGCACACCAGAUGGUCAGCCUGUUAGACAGUCAUACCGUCUCCUCUCACAUAUUAAUCGUGAGAAACUGGACAUCUUCCGAAUUGAAAAACUCUGGAAGAAUGACAAAGGUGAACGCUUUGCCUUUGGACACCAUUAUUUCCGUCCCCAUGAAACACACCAUUCACCUUCUCGGCGUUUCUACCAUAAUGAGUUAUUUCGUGUGCCUCUUUAUGAGAUUAUCCCACUGGAAGCUGUGGUUGGGACAUGUUGUGUACUGGACCUCUAUACUUACUGUAAAGGAAGGCCAAAGGGGGUAAAAGAACAAGACGUCUACAUCUGUGAUUAUCGUCUUGACAAAUCUGCCCAUCUUUUUUAUAAGAUACAUCGCAACCGAUAUCCUGUCUGCACGAAAUCAUAUGCCUUCAAUCACUUUCCCAAAAGACUCACACCAAAGAGAGAUUUCUCACCUCACUAUGUCCCUGACAAUUACAAGAGGAAUGGAGGAAGGUCUUCUUGGAAAAGUGAAAGGCCCAAGCUGACAUGUAAAGAAGUGCUGAGUGUCUCUGAAGAGGACUCCUGUCCUGUGAUGAGUGACUUAACUAUGGAUAUGGAGUCAAACAGAGUUGAAAUGCCCCCAAGGCUACAGGAGGAUACAAAAGCCAGAGCUGAAGCUGGGGAUGGUGAGCUCCAUCCCCAACAGAGGCAACAACAGCUGGAGGAAGAGGAACCAGAGGAGGAUGCGGGGAUCAGUACCCCAGAGUUACUUGACUGUGGCCCUCCUGGAGACAAGAGGACAAUUCAGAGAGAAAGGCUCAACAAGAUACUGUUGCACUUGCUCAAAAGGAUCCCGGGCAAAAAUGCAAUUGAUGUGACCUACCUGUUAGAGGAAGGCUCGGGGCGUAAGCUACGCAGGCGGACACUGACAUUUGGGGAUAGCAAAAUCUACAGAAAAUGAAGACAGAAGGCAUAAGGAAACCUGCCACAUCAAGCAAGCAUGCAAGGUGGAAAAUCAAAAUCAGGAGGGGAGGGAGGGAGAAAAUGAAGAGGGAGAGAGAGAGAACUCCCAAGGUCUAGAAAAAUGAGAAGGAGGUUUAUCCAUGGGGGAAGGAAAUGAUUACCUUGGGGAACAAGAAGGUGAAUCCUGGAUGUGCUUCUGAGCACAACUGAUCUGCCUCCCAUCUGGCCACAAGAUGCUGUGACGCUGUGCAUGUGUUUGCACAUGUACUUAUGUCUGUGUGUCUAUUGGUAUGUUAUUUUUCUGUGAGAAGGUACUAUGUAUUUGAUGUUGAGGUGUUAUUUGGGGCCAUAUAAAUCCAUCUGAAUAUUAAAGAUGGACAAAUGAAAGAGCACUCUGAUUUCGACAAGUAAAGUACUCAAAACAAGGAAUUAAUUAUAUGGAAAUAUUAUUUUUUUUAUUAUUUAUUGAGUAUAGUUUGACAGUGAUGUAAAAACAAAUGUAUAAUCGCCAAAAAGAUCUACCUGAGAUAGAGAAACUGAUGCAUUUUUCUCUUUUGUCUAGAAUGUCAGGUUUUUUUGUUUUUUUUUUUGGGCUUUGCCUGUUUUUCCCUGAUCAGCCCCUCCUCCCAUACCACUAGGAUAAUCAGUUUUAGUAUAAAACAGUGUUUAACUUUAUUUUUUGGUUGGAUACUUGAGUAUCCUGUCCAGGAUCUCUUCCCUCAUGAUCCCAGGCCCUUGCUACUGCUGUUUCAGUAGUAUUUAUAGACAGUGCCCAUGGCACUUUGCGCCCUCACCUGUAUGAAGGCCAGCUGUGAAUGAUUUAUGUGGACUUUAAAGUCAUAUUUGUUUCUAUAUAAUAUGUACAUUUUUUGUCAGAAAUAUUUAAAAGGCAAACAUAGUUUAAAAAUAAUAUUCUUACUUUGCGUACAUACACCAAUAUUGCUGUCAUUUUUUUGUACUUAAAAAAUGAAUUAAUAAGCUGUGGUUUUACAGUAGUGUUUGAGUGUGCUGUGCAUAAUAAACAAAUGGGUUAAAAAAAAGUUUAAGCAAAAAACUCUCUUAAGCAUCCACUGCUAAAAAAAAAAAAAAAAAAUCAGUAUUCAUAGAAGCCAAGUAUUGUUGUGUGCUGUAGAAAUCCUAUAUAAAUAUAUAUAUAUAUACAUAUACACACACAACAUACGUAUAUAUACAUACAAAUUUUGUAAUGCGUGUGUAUAUGUAUAUACUGCAUAUCAAUAUGUUAAACACAAAAGCUGGAUCUAGGGGCAGGAAUUCAUACACGUGCUCACUGUUUAUUUAAUAAGGAACGGUUAAAGCUAAAACGCUACUUCAAGGACUAUUACUUUUUUUGUUACAUCAGGUACAAAAUUGUAUUUCAGUCAGUGUAUAAAAGGAAGCAUGGAGGCUAUUUUCCCUCUCGUUUUCAAAUUUAGCCUAUGAUCCAGUAGGAACAGAUCAUCAAAAAAAUAAAAAAACAGUAAACAAGCCUGGAAGUCCCUUUUGUACUGAAUGGGAUGAGAAGGGUGCUUUGAAAAAUUCCCUUUUUAACAAUUUUGAAGACUGCUUAGGUUCUGCGCACCAAAACAAACCAAGUCAAACUAUCACAUUUUGCAGCUCCUUAGUUAUUCAAUGUUUAAUAAAAUGCUCAAUCUUUUAGCCAGUUAAUUAUGCUUAAGGUAUGUUUAAACUGUUAUAAGAGGCUAAAAUAAGAUGUGCCAAGUUGUAUAUACUCCUAUAUACACUCGCUGUGUGGCGUGAAAGCAAUACAUUGAUUACGUAUUCUUUUUUUGUAUUGGACCAACCUUGUCCUAAAUGUAUUAUAAUAUUGUUAUUAUUAUUGUUAUUAUUAUUAUUAUUAUUAUUGUUAUUAAUAUUAUUGUUGUUAGUGUCAUUUGUUCCUGUUAAUGUUUUUUUUUACUUUAAUCUUGUGGAAAUGUUUUUCAUUCCAUCUAAUUCAAAUACUACUUGUCUGAAUGGUAUAAAGACAAAAAAAUCUAAAUGGAAAAAAUGUGGGAAAUAUUUUAUUAAAAACUGAGAACAUUUUAAAAUAAUUAAAAAAAAAAAGAAAAUGUUGGGAAUAUUUUCUUACUGUUAAGAAACAGUGUAGAGAGCACGAAGAAGAGCAGGGUAUCAGAUACUCGACACCUUUUGAGUGCAUGUCCAGGACCUCAUUUAGGCGGACUGAAUUCUCGUGCAAACAGACCUUGUUAAAUAGUGUGAAACACUAAAAAGGACAAAAGCAAAUGAUACAGUUGAGAAAAACACUAGCGUAGGAAUUGGUUUUCUUUUAUUCCACUUCUGGAAGAUCAUGUUUUUUAGACAAUCAAAAGUUAGGAAAACAAUUAAGUUUUAGUUUUUUGUUAUUUUUCUAAUUAUGUGUCAGAAAUAAAAAAAAAAACAAACUUUUUUUUAGUUUUUGAAAUAAAAAGCACUACAUUAUUGCAAAUAGAUUAUAUUCUCACUAGUCUGCAUGGGUGUACGCUGUAUGAUUGUGCUGGACAGAAAUGCUGCUAAUACAUUUCUUUUUUACGAAAGCAUAUCUAAAUAGAUGAUUGUUUUGACUUUAAUCUUUGUAAAUUAUCUAUUAUGAAUUUUAACAUUGGAUGUAAUUGCUUAUAAAGAAAAAUCUGAAAAGAAAAAAACAAAGCUUGCAUCUCCAUGAUAAAGUCUAGUAUUAAAUGGAGAGAUCUUUUUCCAAAA